This is a messenger RNA of Daktulosphaira vitifoliae (grape phylloxera), 1739 nucleotides long. RefSeq lists its product as uncharacterized. Gene Ontology annotation, biological process: regulation of transcription by RNA polymerase II. The coding region runs from base 384 to 1484 and encodes 366 amino acids. The transcript has 6 exons. Gene Ontology annotation, cellular component: transcription regulator complex; nucleus. Gene Ontology annotation, molecular function: DNA binding. The record is from RefSeq and is a predicted model, not a curated record. Lineage: Eukaryota; Metazoa; Arthropoda; Insecta; Hemiptera; Phylloxeridae.
UUAUGAGUAAAAAAAUAUAUUAAACAUUAACAUUGUUGUUUGUAAAACAUUAAAUGACACGUAUGACACCAUGUCUGAAUUGAGCCAGGGAGCUACCGAGAAAUUAUUUAUAAUUAUGUCUAAGUGAAACAAUUAUUAUUUUAUUUAAUUUAUUCGCGCCAAACAGCAAUUUACAUAAUGUUUACAACUAAGUGAUUUAAUUAAUUAAAGAUUAAAUAUAUAAUAAUAAAGUAAUUAGUGAUAAAUAACAGAGGGGUGCUAGUAAAAAUGUGCUAAAGGUGUGAUUCCUAUGCACGCGUUUAUAGACGCGCGACCGACGCGGCGCGAUUUAAUUUUAGCCGCGCAGGUACUACUUUAUUUGUUUUUAAAUAUAACCAAUUCCUAUGACCGCGUCUGGCGCCGCGCGACGACAACCGCUUCGAGAGCAGUCAAAUCACACAAGCCGCGCGGCCAAUAGUUUGACAUUUUGUAAGUGCCGUGUAAUGUCUUAUGCUAAAGUGUUAUACACAGUAGAAGAAGACAUACAAUUGGCUGAAUGUGUAAGGGCACAUCCAUGUUUGUAUGACCUAAAAAAUGCCAACUACAAAGAUCAACAAAUAAGGGAUAAUGUAUGGAAGCUUAUAUCAAAUAGCCUGAAUAAGAAAAGUGUUGAUGACUGCAAAAAGAGAUGGAAAAACAUGAAAGAUACGUAUAAUAAGAAUAAAAGAAGUAGGAAACUAGGGACGGGAUCAUCGACAAAAAAUAAACAAAAAAAAUGGGUCUUGGCAGAUGCAUUAUCAUUUCUGGACGUAUGUUUUUACGAACGAACCGGUCUGACUAAUUUUAAUUCUACGAAUGAAAUAAAAAAUAGUAAAGAAGAAGAUAGCUUAACAGUAACUGUUGACGAUGAAAAUAAUUCUAGUAAUUUAAAUGAUUUUUCAAUUAUGUCUGCAACAGAAACCACUACAGUUCAUGAUACUGAACUUGAAAAUAAUUUUAAUACUGAAAAAAAAUAUUUGACACUAAAAAAAAAAUUAUCAAAAGAAAAAAUACCUACUAAAAAAUUAAAUCAAAAUAAAGAGUUAGUGUCAUUGUUGAAAAGAAGUAAUGAGGAAAGGCAACAAAUUUUAAAUUCUAUUAAUAAAGUUGAGGAAGAAGAAGAUCCCAUUGAUGCAUUUUUCAAAACAAUGGCAAUAACAGUGAAAUCGUUUCCUCAACAUUUGAAAAUAAAAGCAAAAAAAGAAGUGUUCAACAUAAUUACAAAUUUGGAAAUAGAAAAUAGCAGUACUUCAUCGACACAAAAUAGAAAUAUUCCAUCAAGUAGCUCAUAUUCAUCCCCAAACUCAAGUUUACAAUCAUCGUCACACUCAGGAUUUUCAACAUAUGAUCGUCCAAGUCAAUACGUUUUUCCAGAUAUUACUGAUCGUCAACCUGGAAGUUGGAUUCAACCGUUUGGUGAACAAAAUUGUGAGCCAUUUCAAUACGACGAUAGACAGUGCGAAUAAGCAAAAUAUUAUUUAUUUAUUAUUUUAUUAAAUAUCUUAUCACAGCAAUAAUAUUCGGGGUCCGAAAAAGUUAUUAUAAAUUGUUUGUUUUAUUAUACCUUUACAAUUUAAAAACUGUUUGAUUUUAUCAAGUAUGUUUAUUUUUAAUAAUUUUUGUUAUAAUGUAUUGGCAUUUUUAAGAGUUCCUAUGUUUUGUUGUUAUAUUAUGUUUUGCAUUGUUAAUUUUGUAUUAAACGAGAAGUUCAACAUUGUUUA